Messenger RNA from Lactuca virosa, 1416 nucleotides. NCBI's taxonomy places the organism in Eukaryota, Viridiplantae, Streptophyta, Magnoliopsida, Asterales, Asteraceae. The record is from the annotation of a GenBank genome assembly.
AUGAGGAGAGCAGAGGUAGCAAUCAUCGCAACACCCUACAUGGGCAACCUUGUUCCUGCCGUUGAGUUUGCAACCCGCCUCAUCAACCACCAUCCCGGUCGUAUCGCCGUCGCAAUACUCACCAUCUCCAUGCCUCAAAUGCCACUCAUCGAAGACUACGUCCAAUCACGCACCUCCAUCGAACAUAUCCGAUUCAUCCAAAUCCCUCCGGUUGACCCACCGCCGCCGGAUCAAUACGACUCCAGGAUCGAGUUUACUUCACUCUACAUAGGAAACCACAAAUCCAUAGUCAAACAAACACUCAAAACCCUCUCAGCCUCGGUUCCACUCGCCGGAUUGUUCGUGGAUAUGUUCUGCACUUCUAUGAUUGACGUCGCCAACGAUCUAGACAUUCCAUGUUACCUUUUCUUCGCAUCUCCGGCAGCUUAUCUGGGUUUUGUACUCCACCUCACAACCUUGCCGGCAACCGAGUCAGUUGACUCGGCAAACGAGUUAAUAGUACCAAGUUACGCCAAACCCAUUCCUUCAUACGCCCUUCCAACGUUCUGUAUCAAGAAAGACGAAUUUGGUUACUCGACGUUUGUAAGUCACGCGCUUAGAUACAAAGAGACCAAGGGUAUCAUUGUAAAUACGUUCCAAGAGCUCGAACCCUAUUCCAUUGACUCUCUGUCUUCCAGUUACAUGGAUUUGCCACCAAUUUACCCGGUUGGACCGAUAAUUGAUCAUGUUGGACCGGCUAAGUGGCACUCAAACCGUUCUAGGCAUGAAAAAACCAUCGAAUGGCUCGAUCAUCAGCCUGAAUUAUCAGUUGUUUUCCUCUGUUUUGGUAGCAUGGGGGGAUUAAACCGGGCCCAGGUGAGAGAAAUAGCUACCGGUCUGGAGCGAGCUGGGUACCGGUUCUUGUGGGCAUUACGUGAACCGGCGAAGGAGAAUUUAAAGCUUCCAAACGAUUAUGAACAUCUUGAUGAGUCUUUGUUUCCAGAUGGGUUCAUUGAUCGAACAGCUGAGAUAGGAUUGAUCUGUGGGUGGGUCCCGCAGGUGAGUGUGCUGGCACACAAAGCAAUUGGUGGGUUUGUAUCCCAUUGUGGCUGGAACUCAGUCUUGGAGAGCAUAUCGUACAGUGUACCGAUUGCCACGUGGCCUUUAUACGCAGAGCAACAGUUGAAUGCUUUUGAAAUGGUACGAGAGCUCGGAUUGAGUGUGGAGAUAAGGUUGGAUAGUAGAGAUAAGGGUGGUGAUCUGGUGUUGAAGGAGGAAGUUGAGCGGGGUGUGAGGGAGUUGAUGGACGGUGGUGAUGGUAAGUUGAGGGAAAAGGUCAAGGAAAUGAGUGAGAUGAGCAAGAAAGCUUUGAUGGAAAAUGGAUCAUCUUUUAGAGCUGCGGAGGAUUUGAUUAAUAUUCUUCUAUCGAACGUAUAA